AUCAGUCCGUCAGACUUAUAGCAACUUGUCUGAUGAGGAAAUAAAGCUGGAAGUUCAACAGCUCUCUGCCAGUUUUCCAAAUGUUGGAUAUAGAACUAUUCAAAGUCUUCUUCUUUCAAAAGGUUUGAAAAUACAGGAACAUAAAGUACGACAUGCUCUAAGAGAGUGUGAUCCUUGUGGAGUGCUCUUUCGCAGAGUAUUUCUGACAUCUUCUAGAAUACAGAGAAGAACAUACUCAGUUAGUGGUCCUCAAGCACUGUGGCAUAUUGACGGAAAUCACAAAUUGAUAAGAUGGCGCCUAGUUAUUCAUGGAGGGGUGGAUGGCUUCUCAAGGUUCCCUGUAUUUUUGAAGGUCAGCAAUAAUAAUAGUGCACAAACUGUCCUAUGUGCCUUUUUAGAGGCUGUUACCAGCUAGGGUCAGGUCUGACAAAGGUGGUGAAAAUGUCUUAGUGGCAGAGUACAUGCUUCAGCAUCAACAAUCAGUUGAUAGACCAUUCAUUGCAGGGAGAUCUGUACAUAAUCAAAGAAUUGAACGGUUAUGGAGGGAAGUGUGGGCUGGUGUUACAAGUUUGUACUACACAUUAUUCUACAGCAUGGAAAACAACAGUAUUCUGGAUCCGACAAACGAAACACAUUUAAUGUUGCUACACCUUGUGUUUCUUCAUAGAAUACAAGCUCAUUUAGACAGAUUUACCGAAGCACUGAGGCGGCGUCCACUUAGAACAGAGAACAACAGAACUCCUUUGCAACUUUGGUUGACCAGUAAUCAUGCAACGAGUAUGGAUCAGGACAGUACAAAUGAUUAUGGUAUUGACUACAACCCAGGGGCGUUAAUAACUCAUCCAGAAUCAGUAGUUGUUCCAGACAGCAUGGAAAUCACAGAAAAUCAGAAACAACAGUUACAACAUAUACUUCAGAAAGACUCGAACAAUUUUGGUGUUGAUAUCUACCAAGAAAUAUUGGAAUAUUGGACUGUCAAUAACUUAUAACUAUAUUUUAGAAAAAAGGUGCAAGGAAAAUACAAAAAGUGAAGAAAACUACUUUUUUGCAUUUUUAGUCCACCAUCUACAAUGUACCAGCUAGUCAAUCCGUGGUCCAUCCGUCCGUCACUCCGUCCUUCCGUUAACAAUUCUUGUUAUCACAUCUCCUCUGAAUCCACCAUGUGGAUUUUGACAAAACUUGGCCUAAAUGAUCCCCCUGUGCCUUAGUUGGUCCUAACUGAGAAUGAGGUCACUAGGUCACAGUGACCUUCAACUUUGCACCUACUUUGAAACUACUGAGUGGAUUUCAAUGAAACUUGGUCACAAUGAUCCUUACUCAAAAUGAGAUCAGUAGCUCAAAGGUCAAGGUCACAGUGACCUUCAGUUAAAUUUUUGGAAAAAUUGUUAUCACAUCUCCUCUGAAACAAAUGGGUGGAUUUUAAUCAAACUUAGCCAAAAUGAUCCCCCAUUUCCCUAGUUGGUCUUAACUGAAAAUGAGGUCACUAUGUUAAAGGUCAAGGUCACAGUGACCCUUAACUUAAAUUUUUGAUAAAAUUUUGUUAUCGCAUCUCCUAUGAAACUACUGAGUGAAUUUUGAUGAAACUGUGCCACAAUGAUCCCCAGUGCCCUAUUUGGUCCUAACUGAGACUGAGGUCACUAGGUCAAAGGUCAAGGUCACCAAAAUUAUUAUUUCACUUAGAACAUUGAAAGUUCUUAGGUUUGUUGGUCAUGAUGUUUAGUUGACCACUUUCUGGAUUUAGGU
Molecule: messenger RNA, 1743 nt
Organism: Mercenaria mercenaria
Lineage: Eukaryota; Metazoa; Mollusca; Bivalvia; Venerida; Veneridae
Exons: 4
Coding region: 462-989 (175 amino acids)
Source: RefSeq, a predicted model, not a curated record